AUGGGAAACAAUGUGUCAAAAAUUAUAAAACUUCGAAAAAAAAAAAGUCGCCUAAAGCCAUCAUCGAGCAACGCCAGUAGUAGCUUUGACAGCAGUUACUCCAGCAAAACUUCCUUUAGCGAGGAUACAAGUUCUGAUGUUAUUGAAACUUCGUUCGAAGAUCAUAUGUCCGCAAUUUAUAAUGCAUUGUUUGUUAAUCUUUGGGGAGUGGAAUAUUCGGCUCCCGUGGACGACAUUCUAACUACCACAGGAAAAGUUUUAGAAGCAGGGUUGGUAUACCCUAUGCCGGAAUACACGGGCGUAGACCUAAACCCCGUAGCCCCUAAUAAUUAUCCACCCAACGUGAACGUGAUAAAAGGUGAUCUAUUAUCGUUGCCUUAUGACGAGAAUCAAUUUGAUUUCACGAGAAUUUCGACUUUUUCGCCCGAAUUCACCGACAAUGAAUGGGUACAAGGGAUCUCAGAGAUGAUAAGGGUGACCAAAUGUGGAGGUUGGAUAGAGCUCUGGGAGCCCAAAAUACUACUGCCGAAAAAUACUCCCACUUAUUUGAAAUUUGUCGAAAGUCGUAAGCAUUGA
Acaulospora colombiana is the source of this 576-nucleotide messenger RNA. The record is from the annotation of a GenBank genome assembly. NCBI's taxonomy places the organism in Eukaryota, Fungi, Glomeromycota, Glomeromycetes, Diversisporales, Acaulosporaceae.